This is a messenger RNA of Coturnix japonica (Japanese quail), 1633 nucleotides long. RefSeq names its product sepiapterin reductase (gene SPR). The record is from RefSeq and is a predicted model, not a curated record. NCBI's taxonomy places the organism in Eukaryota, Metazoa, Chordata, Aves, Galliformes, Phasianidae. Gene Ontology annotation, molecular function: sepiapterin reductase (NADP+) activity. Gene Ontology annotation, biological process: tetrahydrobiopterin biosynthetic process.
UGAUGACGUCAGCAGAGCGUUCCCACGCCCCUCACUGCGAUGGAAGCGGAACCGGGAGCGGACCGGCGGCGUUGGGCCGCGGCUUCGUGUGUGUUAACGGGAGCCUCGAGGGGGUUCGGCCGCAGCCUGGCACGGCUGUUGGCACCGAGGCUCGGUCCGGGCUCGCUGCUGUUGUUGCUGGCCCGCUCGGAGGAGGCGCUGAUUCAGCUGGCUGCUGAGCUGCGUGGCUCCUGCCCGGAGCUGCGGGUGGAGUGCGUGGCCUCCGAUCUGGGCUCCGAGGAAGGGUUACGGAGGGCGGUGGGUGCAGUGCGGGAGUUGCUGUCUAACGGGCCGCCCGGCCGCCUGCUGCUCAUCAACAACGCCGGCUCCCUGGGUGACAUCUCCAAAUCCUUCCUCAACCUCACCGACCCCAAUGAGAUCAACUCCUACUUCGCCUUCAAUGUCACCUCGGCACUCUGCCUCACCAGCAGCGCCCUGCAGGCCUUUGGGACACGGCCAGGCUGCAGCAGGACGGUGGUGAACAUCUCAUCUCUCUGUGCCCUGCAGCCCUUCCGUAGCUGGGCACUGUACUGCAGUGGGAAGGCUGCCCGGGACAUGAUGUUCCGUGUGCUGGCAGUGGAGGAGCCUGACGUCCGUGUGCUCAACUAUGCUCCAGGUCCCCUGGACACAGACAUGCAGCUCUUGGCUCGCACUAAGACUGGAGAUAUUGAGAUGCGUCAGCAAUUCCAGAGCCUUCAUGAGAGUGGGAAGCUGAUAGACUGUGCUGUGUCAGCCCAGAAGCUGCUGAAGCUGCUGGAGGAGAAUACCUUCACCUCGGGUGCACACAUGGACUUUUACAGCAUCUGAGCUGCUCUCAUUUCCAUGCUCUGCUUUCUGCCCUCUGUAGUGCCUGCUGUUCCCCGUGUUUUGGUGGCUGUUUGGUUGCUGCAAAGCCUCUGGGUGCCUUAUGGAUGCUCCCUGUGCCCUCAUGGGGGUGGGUGGGGGGACUCACUGCCAUGCUGAGCCAGAGUGCAAAGAAAGCCACGUUCUGAGGACCACUUAUCAAAGGUCUUAUCCUUCCUGAGCCCCACAGAGCCCUCCUGUACACACAGCAGAAGCAAAGGGAUGGGGGAGCAGAGGUGGCUUCCCCAGUGGAAGAGCUAUACAGAAAGCACCAUGUUAAUGCAUUGCUGUAUAGGAGUGAGUGUGGAUGCAUGCUCCCCAUUCUGCUCAUUCAGAGGCAGGAGUUGAGCAGCAGAGGGAGCUGCCUGUGCAGAUUUGGCUCUGAAGCACAGACCCACCCACCAGCACAACCCACAUGGGUUACAGCCCUGCCCUGGGUUUGUGCAGUGCUCGUUUGAGUCCAGGUCUGGAGUAGGGGCCUGAACCCCUCCUGGGCUGUUCCUUUAAGGUAUUUGUGGGGUUUUAUCCUUGUUUUUCCCAUUGGGUUCCAGUAGGCAGAAGCCCACAACUCAUAGAUGUGCCUGUCCAGAAAACUGUGCUAGAAUUGGGAGCAGCACAGUCCUAACAAUAAGGCUUGCACCCCAUGUGCCCAACCCAAUGACAGCCACCUUCCUGCUGCCCUCUCACACAGCCCCUUAUCCCAGUUUUUGUCUAUCUCCAUCUACGGUCAUUAAAAGUUUACUGUCUCAUC